GGCACUAUUCAAGCGUCUUGCCACUUUCGAUAUAGUUGCUCAGUCGUGAAGUAUCUACCAGCCGAACACACCCAAUUAAUUUACAACUCUUUCUAUACUCUGAGUCAAAUUCUGUUUGAAGUCUUGUGUUACAUUUUCGUCAUAAUAUAAUUUGACCCUCGAAUCAAAGAUGUAUUUCUGGAAAAGCUUAUGUCUUUUAGCUCUAAUUAUUGCAUCUGUUCAAUCAACGCAAGUAAAAAAAUGUCCAAAGAGUUCAGCAAGGCUAUUGGAACCAACCGAAGUUACCAUAUCAAAUUGUCCAAAGAAUAAGUGCAUCUUGAAAAGAAACACUAAAGUGGACAUUGAAAUGAAGGUGGUCCCCACCAGAGAUUUUAAUGAACUAAACAACGACAUUUCAGGAAUUCUCCAAAAUGUGCCACUUCCUUUCCCUGGCAUCUAUGGUACAAGUGCUUGCCCUAAUAUUUACGAUGCAGAAGGUAAAAAAGCUGUCGGUUGCCCGCUCAAAGCUGGCGAAACAUACACCUACAAAAACAGCUUCGAUAUUUUACCAAUUUAUCCCACUGUAACAUUGGAGAUUCAUUGUGGAUUGGGAGACACCAAGGGUGAUGCCGCAUGUUUCCAGAUUCCAGCUAGAAUUAAGUAAACAAACAAACCUACUCACAAAAAGAUUGUGUUUCUAUUGUAAGUUUAAGUAUACAAAGUACGUAGAUAUUGUGAUAAUAAUUUUUGUCAGUUAAAUUUGAAAAAAAAAGUUACCUCCUUCUUAUUUUGGGAUCACGUUAUUUAUACUAUAAAUAUUUUUAAGAAUCUAUACAACAAACAAUUCCACUUGUCCAAAAUGAGUCGUGGAUUGUUUAGAAAUUGAAUUAUUAUGCAAAUAAUCUUAAUCGGUUAUGAAGACCAUGUUCUUGAGUUAUAUAAUUUUAAAAAAAAAAGUAUUAUGUAUUUCUUUUUCAUGUGAUCAAUUCGAGGAUUAUUUUGAAUUGUUUCAAAAAUUAAUUGGUGAUCGGAAAUUUACAAGAUACUCGUAUAUUUUAUUUUAAAUACGGUUGAAUAAGCAAAUUAUUUCGUGUUAAGUUUUAGCAAUGCAUUCAAUCACCUUGUCAACUCAACUAUCAACUUCCUAUAAUAGAAUUCAACUUUUUGUUGAACAAAAUAACAAAAAAAAAAAACAGAAUAAUAUAAUUAAAUGCACGACUUGAUCACACGAACUUGAUCAAGUUAGUUAUAAUUGUUGUUAUAAUAAUAUUUAUGUACCUAUUAAACAAAUAAAUACUGUUUUUAAUGGUUAAUGAAAGAUUUAGAGGAAAAAAAAAGUUUUAAUAAAACCGCAUGACAAAUGUGUCCAAUAA
This is a messenger RNA of Eupeodes corollae, 1352 nucleotides long. RefSeq names its product ecdysteroid-regulated 16 kDa protein (gene Npc2b). Lineage: Eukaryota; Metazoa; Arthropoda; Insecta; Diptera; Syrphidae. The transcript has 3 exons. The record is from RefSeq and is a predicted model, not a curated record. Gene Ontology annotation, biological process: intracellular cholesterol transport. Gene Ontology annotation, molecular function: sterol binding. The coding region runs from base 170 to 643 and encodes 157 amino acids.